This is a messenger RNA of Micromonas pusilla CCMP1545, 573 nucleotides long. RefSeq lists its product as uncharacterized. The coding region runs from base 1 to 573 and encodes 190 amino acids. The record is from RefSeq and is a predicted model, not a curated record. Lineage: Eukaryota; Viridiplantae; Chlorophyta; Mamiellophyceae; Mamiellales; Mamiellaceae. The transcript has a single exon.
AUGGACGAAGAAGACCUCCCGCUCCUGAACGAGGAACCCGCGCGCCGCCGCCGCCGCCGCCGUAAGACGCAGACGUGCUGCGGCUGCUUCGCGUGGGACACGUGCAAGUGGAUCCUCUGGAUCGCCGCGGGCGCCGCGGGCGCGUGGAUCGUCUAUCAUCUCUACCUCCACUACUUCGGCGGAACGUCGGACUCGCACGCGGAGUUCACGCGCGUCAAGGCGAUGCGCUACGCCACGUUCGCGUCCGCGACGUACGCCCCGCUAAACGAGGUCAAAGCCUGGGAUUGCAAGGAGUGCGUCAAGAGCGACGUCGUCCCGCGCAACAUCACGGUCGUGGAGACGACGCCUCUCUUCGACGGGCGCGUCGACGUCUUCACGAUCACCCCGCUCGGCGAACCCUCGAAGCUCGUCGUCGCGUUCCGCGGCGAGACCACCGAGAGCGCCGCGGCGUGGAUGGGGAUCGAGCACGCGUUCGCGGAGGCGACGUUCGGGCCGCAGUACGCGAACGUCAAGGUGCGUUCUAUACACUGGUCCCCAUACGACCCCGUUCGCGUGGUGAACGCCGUUCCUUAA